Messenger RNA from Choloepus didactylus (southern two-toed sloth), 1939 nucleotides. It is a transcript of the gene MPP4, whose product is annotated as membrane palmitoylated protein 4. The coding region runs from base 1 to 1911 and encodes 636 amino acids. The record is from RefSeq and is a predicted model, not a curated record. NCBI's taxonomy places the organism in Eukaryota, Metazoa, Chordata, Mammalia, Pilosa, Megalonychidae. Gene Ontology annotation, cellular component: adherens junction; plasma membrane. Gene Ontology annotation, molecular function: protein binding. The transcript has 22 exons.
AUGAUUCAGUCAGACAAAGGAGCAGACCCACCAGGCAAGAAGGACAUGAAGCUGUCUACAGCAACCAAUCCGGAGAAUGGUCUCUCCCAAAUUCUUAGGCACGUGUUGCAGGAGCUAAGUCUGUUCUACAGUCGAGACGUGAAUGGAGUGUGUCUUUUAUACGAUCUGCUCUAUUCCCCGUGGCUGCAGGCCCUGCUAAAGGUUUAUGAUUGCCUCCAGGAAUGUAAAGAAAAGAAACCAGUUCCCACCACAGUCCAAGCACAGGCAUUAUCCUGUGAGGUAGUGGAGCUUCUAUGUGGAGCCCCUAAUUCUCCUGAGAUCCAAGAGCUGAGACAAAUCCUCCAGGAUCCACAUUUUAAGGCCUUGCUCAGUGCUCACGACACUAUAUCGCAGAAAGAUUUUGAACCCCUUCUCCCCCCUUUGCCAGACAAUAUUUCUGAGAGUGAGGAAGCAAUGAGGAUUGUUUGUUUGGUGAAAAACCACCAGCCUCUGGGGGCCACCAUCAAGCGCCAUGAGAUAACAGGGGACAUCCUGGUGGCCAGAGUCAUCCACGGUGGACUGGCCGAGAGGAGUGGGCUGUUAUAUGCUGGAGACAAACUGGUGGAAGUGAAUGGUGUUUCAGUUGAGGGCCUGGACCCUGAGCAAGUGAUCCAUAUUCUGGCCAUGUCUCGUGGCACAAUCAUGUUCAAAGUGGUUCCAGUGUCUGACCCUCCUGUUAAUAGCCAGAAGAUGGUGUACGUUCGUGCCAUGACGGAGUACUGGCCGCAGGAGGAUCCCACCAUCCCCUGCGUGGAUGCCGGGUUGCCUUUUGGGAAGGGGGACAUCCUCCAGAUUGUGGACCAGAAUGAUGCCCUCUGGUGGCAGGCCCGGAAAAUCUCAGACCUUGGUGCCUGCGCUGGGCUAAUCCCUUCCAACCACCUUCUGAAAAGGAAGCAACAGGAAUUCUUGUGCUCUCAGACUUACCAGCCUCAUGCCUGCCUCAAAUCAACCACAUUGAAUUCUAUGGACGAAGAGGAUGACAUGAAAAUUGAUGAGAAAUGUGUGGAAGCAGAUGAAGAAACUUUUGAAUCUGAGGAGCUUUCAGAAGACAAGGAGGAACUUGUUGGCUAUAGGCAGAAGUUCUUUAUCGCUGGUUUCCGCCGCAGCAUGCGCCUUUGUCGCAGGAAGUCUCAUCUCAGCCAGCUGCACACCAGUGUGUGCUGCACCAGCAGCUGCUACAGAGCAGUGGGAGCCCCUUACGAGGAGGUGGUGAGGUAUCAGCGACGCCCUGUAGACAAGUACCGCCUGAUAGUGCUCAUGGGACCAUCUGGUGUUGGAGUAAACGAACUGAGAAGACACCUUAUUGAACUUAAUCCUAACCAUUUUCAAAGUGCUGUGCCACACACUUCUCGUUCCAAAAAGAGUUAUGAAAUGAACGGGCGUGAGUAUCACUAUGUGUCAAAGGAAACGUUUGAAAGCCUCAUAUAUAACCAUAGAAUGCUGGAGUAUGGUGAAUACAAAGGCCACCUGUAUGGCACUAGUGUGGAUGCUGUUCAAGCAGUCCUUGAUGAAGGAAAGGUGUGUGUCAUGGACCUAGAGCCUCAGGGUAUUCAAGUGGCUCGAACCCAUGAAUUGAAGCCUUAUGUCAUAUAUAUAAAGCCAUCUAACAUAAGUUGUAUGAAGCAAUCUCGGAAAAAUGCCAAGAUCAUUACAGACUACUUUGUGGACAUGAAGUUCAAGGAUGAAGACUUGCAAGAGAUGGAGGAUGUAGCCCAAAAAAUGGAAAUUCAGUUUGGCCAGUUUUUUGAUCAUGUGAUUGUGAAUGACAACUUGCAAGAUGCAUGUGCCCAGUUGUUGUCUGCAGUAAGGAAGGCUCAGGAGGAGCCUCAGUGGGUUCCAGCAACAUGGAUUUCCUUUAACGCUGAGUGUUAGGGAGGCUGGAGUGAAAUGCUGGAGUUUU